Messenger RNA from Pieris macdunnoughi, 1104 nucleotides. The record is from the annotation of a GenBank genome assembly. NCBI's taxonomy places the organism in Eukaryota, Metazoa, Arthropoda, Insecta, Lepidoptera, Pieridae.
AUGUUGCGGUAUUUAUUAGAUACAUUUUGGAAUGAAGAUGUUUGGCUGCCGCCAAAUACUACUUGGGAGGACAUAAAACCAGGACCCGAUAAGGUUGUGGUUUAUAAUGAUCACAGGCAUCUUCUGUACCCUAUACCUUUAGCUUUUGUGCUCAUCGCACUGCGCCACCUUAUAGAAAACUAUUGGUUUGCACCAUUUGGCAAAUCAUUAGGUAUAAAGAACACAAGAUCAAAAAAGGCUCCCAUUAUCCCUAAACUAGAAGCAGCAUAUCAGGAAUGUUCUAAAAUUAAACAUAAGCAGAUAUGUGCACUAGCGAAGCAGCUAGAUAUGACGGAGCGUCAGGUGGAGAGGUGGUGGCGCCUUCGAAGAAGUCAGGACAAACCAUCUACACUCGUCAAGUUUUGCGAAAAUGCGUGGAGGUGUACCUUCUAUCUCUACAGCUUUUCUUAUGGGGUGUUUAUCCUCUGGGAUAAGGAAUGGUUGUGGGAUAUAGACCAGUGUUAUAUUGGAUAUCCACAUCAGGGUGUAACAAGCGAUAUCUGGUGGUACUAUAUGAUAUCGUCAGCGUUCUACUGGUCGCUGACGUUCUCCCAGUUCUGGGACGUGCGUCGGAAAGACUUCUGGCAGAUGUUCGUGCAUCACUUGGCCACUAUCGCUCUGCUCUCCUUCUCCUGGGUCUGCAACCUUCAUCGCAUUGGCACGCUGGUCCUGCUAUUGCACGACUGCGCUGAUAUAUUUUUAGAGGCGGCAAAAGCAGCUAAGUAUGCGAACUAUCAAAAGUUUUGCGACGUAAUAUUUACAAUUUUCACCGUCCUCUGGAUUGUUACCAGGCUUGGUAUCUAUCCAUUCUUCAUUAUUUGGAGUACAUCAAUCCGCGCUCCCAUGCUUCUACCGAUGUUUGCAGCGUACUAUAUCUUCAACUCUCUACUAUGUCUGUUGUUAUGUCUACAUAUGGUAUGGACUUGGCUGAUACUGCAAGUUGCCUACAAAGCUAUCAAUGCCGGCAAGAUGGAAGGUGAUAUUCGCAGUUCCAGUUCAGAUGUAAGCGACAGUUCACAUCAAUCCAACCACAGCACGCCGAAUAGGGUCAAUAAUAAAAAGUAA